This is a messenger RNA of Centropristis striata (black sea bass), 3564 nucleotides long. RefSeq names its product lysosomal amino acid transporter 1 homolog. Lineage: Eukaryota; Metazoa; Chordata; Actinopteri; Perciformes; Serranidae. Bases 331 to 1266 code for a protein of 311 amino acids. The record is from RefSeq and is a predicted model, not a curated record. The transcript is spliced from 8 exons.
GACCACCGGCGAUGGAUAACAUCAAGCUAGGAGCUAACCUAUAAUGUUCUUUAAAGACCACACACAUCGCUUGCAGAAACGUGUGAGGAUGUGGGAGAAGCUUACACAGAACCACAAACACUCUGCAAUCUUUACCGAGUUCAUUUUGUUAGACUCAUCAAAUGACAACAAGCCUUUACACAUCUAUUUUAUGAGGUAGGUAGGUGUGCAGGACCUGCUUUAGGUUUAGGUGUUGUUGCCAGAAUAAACACACAUCUACUCACAAUCUGGAAGCAGGAGGAGGAGGAGGACAGGUCCUGCAGCUGAGGGGCAGGUAACCGGCAUCUCGCCAUGGCCACUGCACGCUUCCCCGGCAAGAGUGUGGACGUGGCUACCGCCAACUGGACAGCUCCGGCACUAGGCCGGCCCGUGUGUGUCAACGGGACACCGUGGAUCCUUUACCUGCUGGAGGAGUGUGUGGACAAUGUGUGGGAGUACUGCAGCGUGGUGAUAGGACUCAUAUCCAUGUUCUGCUUCCUGCUGUCCACUCUGCCGCAGGUCUAUGAGGCCUAUCGGAACGGUAAAGUGGAGGAGGCCAUGUCUUUUGGCUUUCUUUUCUUCCUCUUCAGUGGAGACUUGACCAGCUUUGCAGGCUGCUACCUCACCAGCCAGCUGCCUAUUCAGGUAGUCACAGUUGUGUUCUACAUCUUCACAGACCUGAUCCUCAUAUCCCAGUUUCUCUACUAUAAGAUCAAGAACAGUUCCAGCAGAAAGAGCCCCGUGUUGAAGUGGCUGUGCUUCAUGUGGUGUGGUGCUGCUACUUUAGUUCUCCUGGCUUUGCCCAAACUCAUCAUAGACAAUAGUGCAACUUUAGACACCCAGAGUCCAACUACCUCUAAAUCAGUGGAAAUCACUGGCUAUAUAUGUGGAUACCUGGCUUCUAUCUUCUACCUCAGCUCCCGUUUUCCUCAGCUCUAUAAAAAUUUCCAGCGACAGUCCACAGAGGGCACCUCUUACCUGUUGUUUGCCCUGGCCAUGAUGGGCAAUGGGACGUAUGGGUUGAGUGUCAUUGUGGUCCUGCCUGCACUGAAGGAGUCCAAACGGAACUUCAUCAUCAAACAUCUGGCCUGGCUCAUCGGCAGCCUGGGAGUCCUCAUACUUGACUUCUUUGUGACAACCCAGUUCAUCAUGUACAGGAACAACCGCUCUUCUAAAAGCAGCACACUGCUUAGAGUCCCAGAGGUGGAGCCUUUACUGUGUGAGGAAGAGGAACUGUCAGUGUUAUAGUCACAGAAUGCACACCAGCGUGGACCAUGCAGUCAAGAAUGGACCGCUCAGUCCAAAGGUUUGCUUUUGAUCAUUCUGUGGAACAACUUCAGAGAACAGAGACAUUUCAGAAGCAUUGUAGAAGCCACUAGCAGCCAAAUUCCAGUACACCUCUAUGGUCUUAUUUUCUGCUUUUCAGAUAACAAACAUGAUCAACUCUUGUUUGGUUUAUUGUGGUAAUAGGACGGGAAAAGCUACAGAAAAGAAGCCAACACAUUUUUCUUAACACCUGGGAUCCAGUUAAUUAAAUACCACUUUGAAAACGUCUGUCACUUUUGGCGAGUUAGCUUCAAUAAAAUCUUUUCCUACUAUCAUUUUUGAUACACCUUCCCACUGGGAUAACUUGAUUUUGUUUUGGAUGGAAUAACUGUAUUUUUUAUUGGCCACUGGGGACCAAACACGCCCAGAGGAGAAGGCAUAAUGCCAGACAUCUCUUCUCAAGUGCAAGCUUUAUGGAAAAAUGAAGUGCCUGUUAUAUUUACAGUUUUGACAGGGUAUAUUCGGCUUUAGAGGAUUACAAUAUUAUACUAUGAUGCAUGGUAUGGGGUUUAAGUUUCAUUACCUGGUUUGGUAUUAGAGUGCCAUAAAAUAUAUAGUAUGCAUGAGCACAAUAAUAGAGGAAUCAACACUAAUGUGUUUGUUUUCAUGUGAAGUUGAUUUCCCUGGUUUUUCAUUUACAGAUGGUUAACUGUUGCAAACAGGAAAUUCUCGUAAGCUAAACAUUUAAACACUCGAUCAUAGUAUUUAUGACGAUGAUGUUCAAAUGACUACAGGUGUAUAAACUGCCUCAUUUCUAUUACAAAUGAGAUGUUGCAUUUCCGAGCUCUCUGCUGUCCUGAAGAAACGUGUUGUCUGUGCCUUUUUUUAAAUGAAAUACUGUCUUAAUAUAAAAUGCACUGUAGAUCCAUUUCAAAACAAAAUAUUUUAAAAUUAAAUUUAGAUUUCUUAACUAUUGACAGUGAUUUCCUUACGCCACUGUUUUUCCUAGAAAAUGCAGCAAAGCUUUUUCUUUUCUUACCUUUUUUUUAUAUUCUAAAAUAUGAUCCGUGUCACUUAGUAUUGUGAGCAGUUCAAAUGUCUUGUAAGAGCACCCUCUUCAGUAACUUCCUCAUGACGUACAAAAGCAUUGAUUAAAGAAGACGUAACCGCUCGAUAAUGUUCUCAGAUGGAUCUCAAAAUGGGAACAUUAAUGAGAUGUUAUUGAAGACUUGUUGAAGUAAUGAGGCUCAAAAUUAGUUAGCACCUUUUAAGAUGUGUCUUAUAUUCUGUCAGCUCUCUUUAAAGCAGAGAAGAUGCUCUUGUCAAGUCACGUUUAUUUUUGGAACACUUUUUAUUAGCUUUAUUACGGUUGUUUACAGAGUAACAUAGAUGACGACAAAGCAGAGCAAAAAUAAAACAGAACAAAUAGUCUUAUUGAUGACAAGCACUUCAAGUUUUUGGACAUUCAUUUAGAUCAUCAGCAAAACAAAACGCUCAUUAAUGUUGUGCCAAAUGCUGUCUCUCUCUCUCUCUCUCUCUCACACACAGACACACACACACACACACACACACACACACACACAGUACGUGUGUGCUGCUGUCAUCUGGCCAUCUUCAUAACUUCAGAUUUCUCUACCUCAUUAUUAUAAUGUGGACAUGAUUUAUUUUUCUCUAUGUGUAAGAAGAGCUGGCUUGUAAUGGGAGCACAGAGGAAAUGGUCUGUCUCUACACGAAGGGAAAAACUAAUCAAGCAUGCAUUGCAUAUAAAAAUGUGAAAAACACAAUUCAUUUGGUAGCAUUCAAACGACAAUGUUGUCAGUCAUUCAGUGUUCGUUGGUCACUGUCAUCACAAUAACGCGAAAAACACGACUGGCUGUUAUUUCAGCCAGUCAGCUGAUGCAAUCAAUGUGGAAUUAUGUACAUAUUGUGAUAUUUCUUCUGAGUUUGUUUUCUGAAAAGUACAUUUAUUUGCAAAUAUAUGCAACUAUAUUAACUUUUUUUUAUAGAUUCAGUUUUUGCAAAUUGUUUUUCACGCUUUGAUCCCUUUUCAAUUUCUUCUAAAUAAGUCACAUAUACCUUUUCAAUCUAGCACAAAAGCUACAUAUUUAUUGUAUAGGUAUUACUGUAUAAUGUAGAACAUGUAGUAUUUAUAAUAGUUCUUACUUUAAUGGUGACACUGUUGCUAUGAUGUAUUUAUUUACUGACAAUGUCUUCUGAUAUUAACUGUUGUAAAACCACUAUGUAUGGUAAUAACUUGAAUAAACUGCAAUAUACCGUAAA